Messenger RNA from Petromyzon marinus (sea lamprey), 8564 nucleotides. RefSeq names its product SET binding protein 1 (gene SETBP1). Gene Ontology annotation, cellular component: nucleoplasm. The record is from RefSeq and is a predicted model, not a curated record. Gene Ontology annotation, molecular function: histone H3K4 methyltransferase activity; DNA binding. Gene Ontology annotation, biological process: regulation of DNA-templated transcription. NCBI's taxonomy places the organism in Eukaryota, Metazoa, Chordata, Hyperoartia, Petromyzontiformes, Petromyzontidae.
UCCUCAUCUGGCACCAUUCUCACCAUCCCCAUUCGCGGGUUAGAGCGGCGCAGAGAGCCGGGCAGCGCAGAGCGAGCAUCGUCCAGAGAUGAACGGCGGUGUCUUUGCGGCCUGAUCAUCGGCUGCAUCCCGAGGCUUUCGAUCCUGCUUCGCCUCGGCGUUCCGGGGAACAUUUGAGGGACGGUGGACUUCCGUUGAAGAGGAUUAACCAAUGAUAUAUUUAUAUAUAUAGAAACGCAAGCGAGGGAGCUACGGUUAUGAAGCUGCCGCAUUUAAUCGUCCGAGCCGCCAUCCCUUGAGCCACCACAAUUGAGCUGCGGCGUUGAUUCGUCCGAAGGGAUCGUGGGCCGAUGCGGCUCGGGAGGAGGUCGCUCCGUCGGUGAGCCAAGUUCCGCCGCUGCCGAGUCGCCAAAAGCCUCCGCGAUGCGCAGGAUGCUGCCGACGGCAGCCGCGUGUGGCCCGACGCCGGACCCGGGCACCGUUCGGUCGCACGAGCAGCCGAGCGGCGCCGCCACCGUCUCGUGCGACCACGACCGGGAGUUCUCCAUCACCGAGACGAACUUUGCGGAGGGUGGGCUAAAGCUCAAGAUACAGAGCAUGCGGCGUGGUGCCAAGCGGCAGCAGCAGCAGCAGAUGGAAUUGGCUGGACUGCGCCCCACCGCCAUCACCGACGCCACUACCGCCCUCGCCGCCCAGCCGGCCAUCAGGAUAACAAUAAGGCCUGGCGAGACGCACGGAAAAUCUCAAGUGGCCCGGCAGAGUGAGAGGUUCUCCAAGAAGAAGAGUGAUCAACAGUUUCACAAUAACCACAACAACCACCACAACAUCAUCAUCAAGCAGCAGGCCGAGGAGACCAGGCUGCAGUGCCUCCACAUCUCACAACAGCAGCAGCAGCAGGAGGAGGAGGAGGUGGAGGACAUCCCCAGAGAGCAGCAGGGGCCAGGUGUGGGAGGUUUCGCUGCGGAAGAGCCGCUGAGCCGGGCAGUGGACAAACCGCAAGGGAGCUUCUCCCCGGCGGUGAGAGGGGGCACCCCGGGGAGCGAGGCGGGCGCAGAUGACGGUUUGGCGACAUACGGCGCCGUGAGGGCGGGAUCGGCGACCGCCACCUUCCGGCCGAGCGGUGCCGGCGGCGAGAGGAGCAGAACCGCGAGGCCCAGAAAAGCGAGCGGCGCGGCGUCGGGUGAUGGUGGCAGGCAGCGGGCGAUGGACGAAUACUUCCAGCAAGAGUUUGGCUGCGUGCCGUCCGUGUCGCCCGUCGACCUGGGCGCGGCGGCCGACUGCUGCUCGGCGUUCGCCGGCGACGACGGCGGCGCUGACGAGGAGGAGGAGGGGGAGGGCGCCGCCUCCGAGGACAAGCUGGGCUCCAUCGAGCUGAGUGCAGACAUCAUCAACAAUGGCUUCCACAGCAAGGCCUACGGAGCGGUGGCCUCCGAGUCGACGGACGACUGCAGCACGCUCGACCCGUCCGAGCUGCACCUGGACGAAGACAUCGGCGAGAUGGAGGAGUUCGCCAGCCACUUCCGGCCCACCGCCCGGCGGGAAGGCAACAACAACAACGACGACGAGGAGGAGGAGGAGGGGGAAGUGCUCGGGGGCUUUCUGGAGAACGACGAGGAGGAGUCGGGUUGCAUUUCGGCCGACGUGGCCGCCCUGGGAGUCAGGGACAGCGUGGGGGACGUGGAGCUGGUGGAGCAGGGCGUCGUGUACGCUCCGGAGGAUUUCUGCGUCUCCCCGUGUGCCUCCACGUUCUCGGGCUCCGUGUCAGUGGCGAGCCCGCUCUCCUCGCCGCUCUACCUGAGCCCUCGUGGCCCUGCCGGCUCGCUGGAGGACAACGCCUCGGUCGUGGACCACUCCGCGGAUUCGUUUCUGUACGAGGACCAGCGCCCGGCGCGCGACUGCAGCUACAAGGAGUUCGAACGCAGCCUGGAGAACGUCCUGGAGGGCAAGCCGCUGGCGGGAGUCGGAGGGGACGUCGCUCCUCCACAUCCCGAAGCGGAGAUUCUCGCGUGCGGCCCGAUGGCGAUGGUGGAAGCUGUGGAGAACGCGACGGUGGUGUUGCCGUCAGAGACGAGUUGCCCGGAAGAAGGGGAGACUCCGGCCGAGUUGGCCCCUCAAAGCACGAGCCCCUUGCCUGCGCUCGUGGAGUCGACCUUUGACCCCGUGGGUGCGGAGUCUCCCGAGCCGGGAGACCCGCGUGUGGCGGCCAAGAAGAAUAAGCAGCGGCAGCCGAGAGGCAAGAAAAGUAAGAAGCUCGCGGGCGCGAGCCGUCGCGUCUCGCCGUCUGCGGAAGCGGUCGAGUGCGAGGGAACCGGCUCGCCCGUCGCCAUCGAAGCGAGGGGCUCGCCGAGAAGUUCACCGGCGGACGGAGUCCCUGCUGCCGUCGCCGCCACGCCGGACGCAGCGGAAAGCGACGACGAGGAGUCGGCGUCCGCCGUCGUUUCCAACGCCGCAUCUCCGAGAGAUGGCACGACGGAAGAGCCGCGACACACGUACGUCGCGAAGGAGGAGCGCUCGGUUUCCAUUCCGCCCGUGUUGUCUGGCGGUCCCCAAAAGCCUGCGGACAAAAUCAAGAAGAGCUCAAAAUCCAGACUGAGGAGUCUCAAUGAGCGCAGGAUUAAGCUCGGCCGCUUGAACCGCGAAAGCAAAAUGCUCCGCGUGGAAGCGAUGAAGCAGCUACCGGUGGAGAAUGCUCCGCCCGGGGCGAAGGAUGGAGACGAAGAGUCACGCGGCUCCCCUCCUCGCCAGCCCAGUGUGCUGUAUUCCCCGCUCUACACAAACGUGUCCAGUUUGACCGUGCAGGUGCCCGAGAAGAAGAGACGGGGGCGACCCAGGAAGGAGCUCGCAUUCAGCGGCGGCGGUGGUGGCGCGUCGAAGUGUCACGCUCGCGCCGAAGGUGACGAUGCCUUCGGCCGCACGGAUGGGUUCGGCCGCGAUUGCGUUCGUAUUUUCUCUGCGGCAGAAAUCGCAAUGGAGGGCGACGAACUCCUCCCGACCAACAGGACUUGGGGGCCCAGCGCCGUCCCCGGCGAUGAGCCCCGGCCGAGCGCGAAGAGGCUGACCGAUCGUAAGUUCCUCAAGAAGAUCAACAAAAUGAAAGGGCUCAAGAGGGAGAGGAUUCUCAGCCAGAUUUUAUCCGGCUCGAAGGGCGGCCCGCACGGCGCUACCGACGUCAGCCGCGAGGCCGACCAACCGACGAUCGUCGCCACUGCCGCCCCCCCUAAGGUCAAGAAGAGGCAGCAGAUCCACGUGAGCAAGAAGGGCACCAUUUAUGUCGGCAAGAAGAGGGGCAGGAAACCGAAGGCCCCGUCGGAGGCCCCGGGCACGGCCGCCGUCGCGGCGCAACCCAGGCCGCCGCUGCCACCACCGCCACCUCCGCCGCCGCAGUCGUCAUCCUCGUCGCAUCCUCAGUCGUCGCCGUCGAGUUUCCACGCGUCGGCGUCGCCGUUUUCGCUUCCGUCACCCGCGACGACGCAAGCGCCGGGCUUCAGCAGCGGCCUGGAGAGCCCGGCGAGCGACGUGGGGGGCUACCCGGCCGUGUCGCUCCUGCCUGGGCCCCGUCCGAGCCGCAUCCUGCCGACCAAGGCCAUGCUCAAGUUCUCCGGCGAGAGGCCAAAUUUCUCGCCGCCGCUCCCCACAUCUCCGUCGCACUGCUCCGAGAUCUCCCUGCUCAAGGAGGCGACGCCGUCUCCCAUCAGCGAGUCGCACAGCGAGGAAACCAUCCCCAGCGACAGCGGCAUCGGCACGGACAACAACAGCGUGUCGGGGCGCGCCGACAAGCGGGAUGGCCUCCGCACGGCGUCAGCCGCUGUCGUCGCGGCCGCCGUGGCCGCCGCGGUUACUGCGGCCGCAUGCGGCGACGCUCGACGGCCGGGCUCCUUCGUUUCUUCCGCGUCGCCCUCGGACGCCGUCGCCGGCCCGGCCCGUCCAUCGCCGCCGCCGCCGCCGCCGCCGCUCGGGGAGAGUCUGCGGCGCCGGCACAGGAGCGGCGCUUUCCGGCAGGACAAGCUGAAGAGGCCGAGGCAGCACAAGCGGCGCAAGAAAGGGCAGGACCCCGGCUUCCUGGCCGAGCUGGAGGAGCUGACGCGGCUGCUGGCGCGGUGCCGCGUCGGCGGGGGGCGCUCGCGCCGCCGCGACGCCGAGCCGCGCCACCGCCGCCUGCCCAGCAUCUUCUGCGUGAACUUCCCGACGCCGCGAGCGCCGCCGCCGCCGCCGCCGCCGCCGUCCCUGUGCUACUACGGCUCCGCGCAGGCGUUCCGCGUGGACGACGAGGCGAGGUCCAGGAAGCGGCGGCGCGGGAGGCCUCCCAAGGCGCCCGGCUCGCUCGCCGACGCGGCGCCCGACGACGUCCCCGUGACGACGCACGGCGCCGGGGGCUACGGUUCCGUGCCCGGCGGCGUUUGCUACGGCCCCUACGGCCUACCGUACAGCUCCCUGGCCGUUCCGGCGGCAGCGGCCGGCGGGGUGAACCUGAGCUGCUGCUACGGUUCGUUCGGAACAUCGGCGUACCCCGCGGCUCGGCCCCGCGGCGCUGGCCGGGCGGCGCCGGCGCUGCCGUCGCUGCCGUCGCUGCCGCCGCUCCUGCCGGCCACGCGCGACUCCGGGACCUCCCCCUUGCCGUCCAGAGCGGAGAAGCAUCGGUGCCGCAAGUGGAAGCAGCACCAGCAGCAGCAGCAGCACAGGGCGGGGCACGCGUUCGCGCCCGACGGACGGCGCGCGCCGUUCCACCCGGCGGGGAGAACUCGCGCGAUUCACCGUCGGGGCGACGACGUCGACGCGAAGCUCAAGUGCAAGUGCGGCCGAAAGCAUCGCGAGCGCGGGAAGGCCAAGCGGCGGCAGCGGCGGCAGCAGCGGCAACACGCGCUCGGCGCCCACGCGCCGUCGGCCGAGCUGACGCUCCCGGGCAGGAGCUCGGCGCCCGCGGGGGGCGAGCGCGAGCCCAGGCCGGCGAUCGCGGGCGGCGGGUGGGAACGGAGCGAGAAGCAUCCGCCGUGGAGCCGCGCGGACGCUGGGGCGUGCCGAUCGGCGAGCGUGUCGGCAUGGGUGAACCGGGCGGCCUCUUGCGACGGGGCCGGCGACGCCUCCGACCCGCGGCGCCGUUCGGAGAAGAGGAGGAAGUCCUCCGCCUCGUCCUCCUCCGCCUCGUCCUCCUCCCGCUCCUCGUCGUUGCGGGAGCGGACCUUCGCGCCGCCGGAAAGGACGGCGGCCGCGGCGGCGGCGGCGGCCGGGCUCCUGGGGGACGCCAGGAGAGACCGGCCGCUCGCCGCCGCGGUCGCGUUCCGGCAGGGAGAACGGCCGAGGACGGCGGACGCGUCGCCCCGCGCAGACGACCGCGCGAGACCGGAGGUGGUGCACCGGGCAAAGUGGAGCGGCGACGCGAGCGGCCAAACCUGGCGACCGGGCAAAUUCGACCGCCCGGCCCUAACUCUGACCCGACCGCACGGCCUCGGUCACGUCGGCCAGACCCAGCUCCCGAUCCACGGGACGCACCGGAGAGGCCACAGGGGCCGCGGGCGGCCGCCCAAGGCCCACGAAGACGUCUCCCCGGUGGCCACGGCGGCCACGGCGGCCACGGCGGUGGCAGCGCCCAGGGAUGAAGAUCCGAUGUCCGUCGUCUCCGCCUCGAGGGGACGUCUCCCCCCUGCGGGGGACGCCGACGACUCUGAAGGCACGAGCGGCAUUUCGGACUCGAUCGAGCGCGUGGUGCGGAGGGCGGUGCUGCAGUGCCGCUCCCUGCCGCCCCACCGAGGGGAACCUGCGCCCGAUAACGAGCGGGCCGGGAGGAAGCGAAAAGUCGCGGCCGCGGUCCACAGCCACCAAGGAAGGACUGUGAUUCUGCAAUCUCAUCCGUGUGAGAGAACGGACCCAAAGUCGCACUUACCGUUCAAACGGAGGGAGGACAAAAUGAAAAUGGUCAUACAGGAACACUGACUGGGAUGGUUUGGAGGCCUGCUUGCCUUGCGCGGUGGAUUUUGUGAGAAGUGAAACGGAAACGAGCACUUGUUGAUGUGGGAUCGACUCCUGCCCGGGAUUUGCGCCGAUCCCAUUUCCCGUUGUACUCGGGCGCGUCGCGACCGUCCCUGCGGAACUACAAAUGCAGCGACUUGCAUUGUGGCGCUUUGUUUGGCCUGUGGAGAUGGUCAAGGGUGCGGGGUCACGACCACGCAAACAGAAACCACGACGACCACAGCAUCGGCACUGUGGGUGUCGGUGUCACUCGCUCACCGUCGUUUGCUGAUCAAUGCACUUGGAGGAUUUACGAAGAGCAGCAGAGCACGGGGGGAGUUUCAAACGUGUGAAGAAAGCCGCAGAGCGAGCGACAGCUCCCAGCUGUUGGACUGGAAAACACACGCUGAUAGCCACGUUACGGCACCAUUACAAAGGCAGCAUCAUCAUCAUCAUCAUCAAUCGCCAUCAGUGCCAGCAAGACCCUCAUAUAAGUGUUUUGCACCAGUACCCUGUGGAAGUAGCGAUGUGAAGACGGACCGAGCGACGGAUCGCGACGGAUCGCGAGCGGACAUUGGCGUGUUCCGCCCUCCGCUCGCGAUGGAGGUUUGUCUGAGGAUGGGGGCAUAAAAGGUCCUGUCUUGCCUUAGUGAAGCGUAUUUUAUAAUUGUUCAUAAUUGCUCAAUUGUUUAUAAUUGUUUAACGCUGUCCACACAGAUCUUGGUGGAGAGAGCGAACGUCAACGGACGCGACGCGAGAUUUAAAACGGCAGCGGGUUUUUUUUUUAACGAACGUUGGCAGCUUUUUACGUAUUACAUAAAAAUAAAGAAUAUAUUUUGAAUCUGAUUUUAGCGAAUUGCGUGGAAACCAUGGACAAGUGAGUAACUUAUACUGUGGUCGUGCAUCUGCAGCAUUUGUAACGAGUAAGGUCGUGAGUUCCGUGUAGGUGCGCGAGGUUUUUUUGUUCGAUACAUUUUCGUAAGCGGCAUUUUUCGCCUGCCAAGAAAAAUCGAGCAGUUCCCAACUCGGCUGAUUGUCGCUCUACUUGCACUGAAUUUAGUUCACUCUGUUUUUUUUUAUUUUGCGUUAAUAAAAUGUUGACCUUUUUAAACUCGCCAAAUAUAUUUCUAAUUUGCCGAGUUUAAGCCGAACCCAAAAACAAGCCAAUCGCCGCAUCUGUGGCUUCAUAUCGGAGUGCAGGGCGUUAUGAUUCAUUGCUAACUACCGUGGUAGAAAAUGUAGCAAAGUCAUCUUUUCUACUCCCUCUUGUUUGUCAAUCUGUGACGAGCAGUAAGUAAGCCAUUGGUUUUCAUCAUUAAAGUUUGUGAUCUCUUCUCGAGAUUCUAUAAGAAGCUGUUUGAAUCACAGUAUUAUCCUGGACACGAGAUGUUCCAUCUCAGCGCAUUUUUCUGGUGAAAUAGUUGGAUAAAUCGAAUAACUUGCCGGUACUUUAAGAUAUGUACAAGCAAGUAAACAGUGGUUGCUCUGUGGGAAGACUCAAGCCACCCAUAGGAAUGUGGAAUUUCCAGCACUGGCUUGGGGGCUGUCAACAGGAGAUGAGCACAAAUGCCUCGAUUCUGAUUUCAGCAGGAAAAUGGAAAGUGGUUUUGAGAAGAGAGCCAUCAAUCAAGUCGGGUUUGGGAUGCAUACAAAAUGAAUAAAAUCAGUUUUUAAUAAUUUAAAUGUCAAAUAAUGAAACGUGUAAUGCCACUAAGAAGCAAUGUGACAAACGGCAUUUAAGCAUUUUCAAGCAUUAAGAAUGUUUGUGUAAAUCAAACUACUUGGAUUCACUCAGUUAUGUUGCCGCGAUGGCAUUCACGGGGAGCACGAACACGACAGACUGGCAAGGUAUCGCGCACGACGCAUUGCGUCGCUUCAUUGUGCCACUGCGGUUGCCACCUCUACGGUACAAAAGCCGGGACCGUGUCGUGGGAAGAGGGGACACUGCCUGCUUGUCAAUGGUUCCGUCUAGAGUGGCGUGGUAGCGUCAUCGUUAUUACUCUUGCUCAAUUGACAAAAACCACGGUUUACAUUUUUGGCCCUCGGAAGGACUCGCAGAUUUCCCAGGACAGCCGCUACCUCCGCAAAAAGUGGGAUGUCCCGGGAAAACCAAGGACGAUGUGAAAACGCGCAAUGUAAGAGCUCAGAGCUGCGUCAGUUAACCCGGAAAAGCACCGAGCGAUUGGGAUCCCGGCCACUCGAUGAACGUUCGACAAUCGCGCUCGCAGACCACCGUGAUGGCACGAAGUGGAACGUUGAACCGAUUGCGGGGUCGAUCGCGAGGCUCCGUGCGGUCACCAUCGGCGGCACGAGACUCGCCGCGCUCCGUUGCCGGGCCUCGCGCCUCGCUCUGUCUCUCCUUGCCGCUCUCAGCUGUUCGCCCUUGUUGAGGCCCUUUCCAAUCCGCUGAUGUGCAAGUCUGUGCCAAGACAGAUAUGUUUUCAUUCGAAUAGUCUCAGGACCCGUGAGUAAUGUUUUGAGCACCGCUAAGGCACCUGCGAUUAGCACGGUUGGCUACGUUCGCUGAAAAAGAAGUUCAACAUCCAAGCUGCCAUUCUGGGAAGCGAUGUACCUGCUCUAAGUGCCACUGUACAAUAAACGUAUUUAAAGAAAUAAAAAUA